GCAAAGAUGGCCAGAAGCAGGGCAUCGUGGAGCAGCUUUCUGUUACCAGGUCCCUGUGACACAGCAUGCUAGAUAACAGUUCAUUGACCAACCAUCCUGGUUGACCAAGACCAAAGGAUUCCCCAGCAUGUAGAAAUGUUAGCAUUAGAAUUAUUCACCUGACCUAAACCAGGCAAACACACACACACACACACACACACACACACACACACACACACACACACACACACCACACACACACACACACAGACUCAGAAAGAUACAUGGCAAGCUAUAGACUGCUAGACUGGCCAGGAGUCAGCCAUGCCAUGCACAGCCACAGCCACAGCCACAGCCGAGGAUUCACCAAUCUUACCAAUCUUUUCAAGAAGCUCAGGGUCAAAGCUGGGUAACAAAUUGGAAGAGCCUUGGCUUCCCCAGCAAGGAGAUUCCACAUGGGUGAACAGUCCCUGAGGAUACGACAGAAGGGAUGCAAUACUUGUCGAAAGGCAUAUGCAGACACUCUGUCUUUGAGGUGCUUCAACUUGGAUACAUAGCUCGGUCAAAUCUUAAGGUGUUUUAGAUCCUGAAACCUCUGGCUUGUGUCAUGCUGCCCCUCUCCUUCCACAACUUGUUUUCUGCAAGUUUCUCUCCGUUCAAAGCUUAUUUUAUACAUUGGAAACUAAGUGAACUGAAUGGGGAUCUCCUGUUUAUUCUCAUUCUUUGGGGAAGACAGGGAAUAGAAAUCAUUUACUUCAUCUGUCUGGAGAAGCUAAAGUUGAGAAAGGGUUGAUACCUCAUCCGAGGCUUCAUCCUGAGUGGGGACAGGAAGAUGCUCGCCUUUGUGGCUCUGCUGAGGGGACCACGCUAUGCGUUUUCCUCAUGUGAUGUUCAGUCUAUCCAUCUUGAAAAGCAAGGCAGAAAGCAUGGGAGGAGGCAAGUCCUGCCCUACCACAAUAGGUGUGGACACCAUUCUUGGGUAUUCAGGGCCUUCAGGCUGGCUGUCCAGCUGUCACGUCAGAGAACAAGGAAGGCGUCCUCUUCCAGGGCCACAGGACCUCUGACUGCAAAUCCACCUGAGCCACACUUCUCAGCCACAUUGCCUUGCUGAUCCCAGCAAUGCCCAGUCCAAUGAACAGUGAUGUCAUAUUGUUUGGGUUGGGAUCAUUCCUGAACCAUGAAACAGUUAAGAAAUAUCCUGCCCCACUGGCUGCCAGGCUCAUAAAGGUGGACCCACGUGUACUUCCUUCUUGUUCCAAGACGCACAAGCUCAUGCAUUUGCUCACACCCAGAGGGAGAGACAGCAGAGGACUGCCACCUCCCAUGCAAAUCACCCCCAGGAGCGCAGCUGGGCUCCUCCCGCUGCUCCUGGGCAAUGCUCCUGGGCAGACCUUGUACAAGAUGCCAUCUAGGGCGCUGUGUAUUUUUCCUCAUUGUGGCUCUUUUGACCGACGCUGUGGGCCUGAUCCUUUUGUUGCUGGGGAUCUUUGCCACACUAAACUACUGGGACUUCUUGGUCUACACAGGGGCUCUGAUCCUGGCCCUGAGCCUACUGUUCUGGCUUGCCUGGUAUUCCAUCAAUAUCGAGGUGCCUCUUGAGACGCUGGACUUUUAGUGUGGCCAUGGACAGGAGAGAUGCAGGUGGUAUAUGCAGCUGUGAACUUGGGGCCACCUGGACAUGAAGCCCCCCUCCCCCCACUGAAUGCCCCACUGGGACCAGCCCAGGUCUGUCUAACGCAGAAGAACCAAAUCAAGACGGGCUCUCUCUGCAGCACAUCCCUGAGUGCAUCCGGGAGGGACCCAGACGCUGCAAUGAUGAAGCUUUCACAUCACCCACAGGGACAGCCACAAACGAC
Peromyscus maniculatus bairdii (prairie deer mouse) is the source of this 1835-nucleotide messenger RNA. NCBI's taxonomy places the organism in Eukaryota, Metazoa, Chordata, Mammalia, Rodentia, Cricetidae. The record is from RefSeq and is a predicted model, not a curated record.